Molecule: messenger RNA, 1619 nt
Organism: Exaiptasia diaphana
Lineage: Eukaryota; Metazoa; Cnidaria; Anthozoa; Actiniaria; Aiptasiidae
Product: calcium homeostasis modulator protein 6
Exons: 1
Coding region: 444-1385 (313 amino acids)
Molecular function (GO): monoatomic cation channel activity
Source: RefSeq, a predicted model, not a curated record
UUUGUACAUGCAAGAAAUAUCUGUAUUUCAAUUUGAUUUUGUAUCUUCAGUAGUAAUCCAGAGGCAAAGUAGUUCCAUUUGCUUGUAGUAGGUGAUUUCUGUAUUGAAAUAACCUUGACUCUCUGACAUGGCGAAAAUUAUAUAAUCAUGGUACAUCAUUUCUUAAAAAUACAUGGCGGUCAUAAAUUAAAAGUACACCUUCUACAAGUCUGAAAAGGCUACGAAAGUGAUAAAUCACGACACCCAGACAAGCCCAUUGUUUAUUUAACAAAGACUUCGAAAGUAAAAGGUUGCAUUUUCUCCAAGCUUUUGACGUAAAUAUAAUUUCCUUUAUUAGAUAGAAAGCUAAAAGUGUUCAUUAUUUAAUAAAUGCGUGGUCUCGCGACGCAUCGUCUGUGAGUUAAKUGUGCUCUUUACGGCUAUAAACUUGUAACUGGUUCGUCAUGGUAUCGGGAAAAGUCUUCACAGGAAUUAAAACAGCUCUAGAAAAAUUGUUCAAAACAUCUGGAGCCACGUUGAGGAAUGUACUUAUAUUCGUCUUAGUGUUUGGAUUGGAACGGAUUUUCGAAAAGGAUGUUUUYMGAUGCCCGGAGAAAAAACACCGUCUWUACGGGAUUUCUUUCCUUGUUUGUCCUGCGGUUAGCUUAUUUGUGUUAACUCUUUUACUCAACGCGAACUUCUGGAACGUGUUGACAGGAUGUCGAUUGUCGCAGUUCAGGCCCUUGUUUGUGUUCAAGCGCGUUGUUUCAAUGGUGUUUCAGGCUUUUCUUCCUCCUGGAGUAUGGAUUGUAGUUGCUUUGAUUCAAACUAACUAUUACGUCUGUAUGCAGCUUGGUCCCAAGGAAACAGCUAUCAAAAAAGCCACCCGCAAUACAACGGAUGCAAAGAAAAUCAAAGAAAUCAAGUAUGAAAUUGAGCGGAAGUUUUAUCAGGCACAAUGUGAAUCUCAUAUGAUGGCUUGGUCUUUCUUCAUCUCGUUGAUACUCUUCGCCUUCGUUAUUGUUUGCACCAGGCGAUGUUUGUUUCUUCAAGCAGACGGUAUUCUCCCUGAUUUAGAUGACUACGACAAACUCGAGGCAGAGGCUGCAGUUGACUCUUUUAAAGAGCGAAUUAAGGAAAUUGCUUCUUCAGAGGGMAAAAGCUACAUUGAUGGCGCGUUUGAAUAUUGUAAGACGGAACCCAAGCUGAAAACUGGCUAUUCUCAAGUGAAGUAUAUCAGAAAACAGCUCGCUAGGAAGUAUCCCCGUACAACAGGAGACCUGAGCCAGCCAUACCGGGCUGAAGGGCAGGUCGAAGAGGAACUGAAUGAGAAUCGCAGUAAAGAGAUCAUCGAUGAUGGUCACUAUGAGCUAAGGGAUCUGACUCCAUCAGGCUCGGCCAAUUAGAUUAAGAAAAGAAUAAACAACAACAGGUACGGACACUACACCCUCCCUUGGCAGUGACAUGUCACGUUACGGUAUAUCGGAACAACAGUUUCGUGUUUUUUUCACUGUCAUUAGAAAUCCGUUCUGUUAGUAUGCUAYGUAGACAAAGAUGCUCGAAGGAGUAAUAUAAAUUAUAGAUUCGAUAUAGAUUGUAAAAGCCACUAUCAAAAUAUCUAUUAAAGAGAAAUAGCUUGA